AUGGCUGACAGUCUGCAAAGGUGGGCCCUUAUACCGAAUAGAUAUAAAUGGAAUACUAAAAAGGCACCUCACAUAGCGUAUGCUUGUGUCGGUAUAUUUAGUACGGUGUUCUCUUUGGUUUCGCUUUUUGUGAAAGAAAGAUUAUAUAUUGGCGAAGCAAGUGUUGCGUCCAUUGCGGGAUUGAUUUUAGGUCCUCAUUGCUUGAACUGGUUUGAUCCAAUAUCAUGGGGUAAUACGGACUACAUCACAUUGGAAAUAUGCCGAAUUGUAUUGUGUAUUCAAAUCGUGGCGGUGGCCGUAGAGUUACCGAGAAAAUAUAUGAAAAAUCAUUGGCUUUCGGUUGCUAUUUUCUUGCUUCCGGUUAUGACAUGCGGUUGGUUGGUAGUUGGUUUAUUUAUUUGGGCUCUUAUACCUCAUUUUAAUUAUGCUGAUGCUUUGUUGGUUUCGGCAUGUGUUACAGCUACGGAUCCUGUUUUAGCAGCUGCUGUUGUUGGUAAAGGUAAGUUCGCAGAACGAGUACCGGGCCAUUUGAGAAAUCUACUUACUGCAGAGUCUGGCUGCAACGAUGGUAUGGCUUUUCCAUUCAUCUUCUUGUCACUAAAUCUAGUCGUUCACAGUGGUCAUGCUCGUGAAAUAGUAAAGAAUUGGUUUUUGCUAACUAUAUUAUGGGAGUGUUUCUUUGGGAUACUUCUAGGAGUUGUGAUAGGUUACACUUUAAGGCAUGCGGUUGCGUUUGCCGAAAAGAAAGACUUGAUCGAUAGGGAAUCUUUUUUAGCGAUUUUCGUAUUCUUGGCCUUCAAUUCUGCAGGAAUUGGAUCGAUGCUAGGGGUUGAUGAUUUGUUAGUUUCCUUUGCUGCAGGAACUGCCUUUGGCUGGGACGGUAGCUUUGCAAGAAAAACUGAAGAAUCGCAUGUGUCUACUGUAAUCGACUUGUUAUUGAACUUAGCCUUUUUUGUUUAUUUCGGUGCAAUUGUACCAUGGUCUGAUUUUAAUAAUUCUGAUAUCGGUUUAAACUGCUGGAGGCUAGUUGUAUUAGCAUUUGUUAUCAUCUUUUUGAGACGUAUGCCGGCUGUAAUUGCUCUAAAACCAUUCACGCCCGAUGUUAAAACCUGGAGAGAAGCUUUUUUCUGCGGCCAUUUUGGUCCAAUUGGAGUGGGUGCUAUUUUUGCAGCUAUUUUGGCUCGAAAGGAUUUAGAGACUACUUACACUCAUGAGAAAGACCCUCUUACGAAAUUACCUUCAAAAGACUUUCCUCAUUAUCAGUUGAUCGCUGUUAUUUGGCCCGUCGUUUGUUUUAUUGUCAUCACAUCUAUUAUUGUCCAUGGCUCAUCUGUUGCAGUAUUAACCUUGGGAAAGAGACUUAACAGAAUGGCAAUUACUAUGACUUUCACAACUACAAAUACUCAGGAACAGGGACCAAGCUGGAUGGCUCGUUUACAAAAACUAGACCCUGCCUCAACAUCUUUUUCUUUACACAGAGUUGAUACUGCAGUGGCGACUCCUCCAGAAGAGGAAGGAGAUGAAUCCCAAAAGGGUAACACAAUUGAAACAAGCGGAAUCAAAGUUAGGCCAGCCGGAGGUGCCAAAAGAAGGAAACAUAAAAAGAAGAGAAGAGGGAGCCCUGGUUCAAAGAUUAAGAAGACUUUAUCUAAGGUUCACUCCCGUGAUGAACUGAAAGAGGAUAAGUCUGAAAGGCAUAGACCUCCGACUGAAUUUUUACAGCUAGGAAGGACUUCUUCGGGGGUUAAGUAUGGUGUUUCUGAAGAAACUGAUUCCCCUAAUACAGGCGCCACAAGCACUAAAGAAGAGUAUAAUGAUACAGAGUCUAGUCCCUCGUGGACGGAGAAGAAUGAAACAAACGGCGAAGAAGUAUCCCCCAAUGACACGACCAAAUCUGAAGACACAGCUAAAGAAGCAGGUCGUGUUGCCUUCAAUGCUUACCAAGAGGGAAAUAAUAUCAUCAUCGAAAGAGAUAAUGGUGAGGAAGUAGAAACGAUUCCAAUUGCCGAUGAUAACCAAAAAUCGGAUACUUCAAAGUCUGAGAAUUCAAAGAAACCCCUGGCAUCACCAAGUCAGUCUAGCACUCCAAUGAGGAGAUCGCUGAGAUCUCUGAGAUCUCUGGGUGACAACGUCAGUGUUCAUUCAUAUGAUUCUUUGCGUCGGCAAUUAUCAUCCUAUUCACCUUUCCCUCAACAUGAAGACGAAGACGAUAGUGAAUCCAUCAACUCAGAUGAAACAGAUAAUGAGAUCCAGUCUGUUACGAAGAAAAUAACCAGAACAAUGAGCGCACCAUUCAGAAGGAGGGCAUUUUAUAAAAAGAGUGACCCUAGUCAUCACAAGGUUUACGCCCAUCAAGUGGACGACUUUUUAGUAAUUGAAAAUGAAGAUGGUGAAGUCAUAAGAAGAUAUAAGGUCAAUAAGCAUUUGAACCCAGAAAAAGGAAGACCAAGAUCUUCGAGUAUAAUGGGAAAGGCAUUAAUGAUGGUAGGUCUCAAAAAAGACAUACCUGAAGACAAUCUUCCCCCUGAGAAGAAUUCAACAGCAUCAUUGAAUGAUGACUUAGAACAAAAUAAAAGGUACGAUAUUUUGAUUCCAGAGAGCGGAGAUCCGAAAUCACUAUUAUCAAAUCCGAAGAUUGAAAGUAAGAUUGAAACUAAGUUGACCAAUUUAUUAAACGCACCUGCAAAGAAGGGCGGUUUGAAUAUAUCACGAAGGUCCUCCAAGCAUAUAGCAAAAGAAGCUGUCGAAGACGAAUCAAAAAAGCAAGCUGCUCAGAAUGUAUCAGAUGAUUCUGCUUCUAAUGACAUUCUAAAGGAGAGUGAAGUCGAGAGAUCAAGAAGAUUGGCUGCUUUAGGUAAGUUACCUGAAGGAGAACGUAAUGACGAGGAUGAAGAAGAUGAAUAA
Messenger RNA from Priceomyces carsonii, 2904 nucleotides. RefSeq names its product Cnh1p (gene CNH1). Gene Ontology annotation, cellular component: plasma membrane. The transcript has 2 exons. The record is from RefSeq and is a predicted model, not a curated record. Gene Ontology annotation, molecular function: sodium:proton antiporter activity. Lineage: Eukaryota; Fungi; Ascomycota; Pichiomycetes; Serinales; Debaryomycetaceae. Gene Ontology annotation, biological process: intracellular potassium ion homeostasis; sodium ion export across plasma membrane; proton export across plasma membrane. The coding region runs from base 1 to 2904 and encodes 967 amino acids.